AACCAAGUUGGUGAUAUUCCAGUUCCAAGUAUUCCGGAUGUCUGCACCGAAUCUCCAGCUCAUGGCAAGGCCUUCUGUGCUGAUCACUGUGUGGUCGCAGAGAGAUCUUCAACGCCAACUGGUCUUCGUGACUUCUUGAAACACUGUGGUGUCCAGUGCCAGGAAUCUCAAAGCGCCAGUACAAGUGGUUCUGUUCUGGAUUCUGAAAGUACUCUGGGUGAUGUUGGCUCCAGGAUUGCUAAUGAAACUACAAUUGCUAAAGUUGGUGAUGUACUGGCAACCAUUCCUCCUGUGGCUUGUGGUGGCGAGUCUGUUAUCGUUGCUCAAGGUACAGCUCCAUUUCUUGAAGCCAACUCACCACACAUAGGCAGUAUUAUGGAAGAAUGUGUUGAAGAGAAACCCACUGCCUGUAAGAAGGACACUGGUUCCAAAAUCCGGCUUCAGAAGUGGUCCCGGGGCCAUCUGUUUGUUGUUCGUGGAGGAGGUCACAUUGAGUACUGGCAAACAUUGUACAAGUCUGAGUCUCCAUCGCAGGUCUUCAUUAUCCUGCUAUCCUGGCUCCGUACAUAUUGUCAACAGAUCCCUCCAGAUGACUGGACCAAAAUGGCCAUCGUCUACGACAAUAUGUGUCAUUUAGACAAUAUGGUUGUGGCACGUAAACCACUUCCACUUUCGUGGCCCUGGUCACACAUGUGGAUGUACCCACGAAAGUGCAUAGAUCGGCUACACAUUCGGAACCACACCGACUCCGAAUGCAGAACCAGGUACCAUCCUGAUGCUCAUUUGGAAGAGAACGACAACACCAUAAGCUGUGAGCAAACUUUUGUUUGGCUAGGUCGAUUUAAAAAAAUCCUGUGUGCCAUGCCAAAAACACACCACCUGUUUUACAUUCAUCGUAUGAUUGUCAGGCGAAAUCGAUACACAGCGUUGUGCUACGAACAAGGGUAUACCCCAAUUCUCCCUGCAUGUAAAAGUGCCAAUAGUGUAUAAUGUAGCAAAAUUGUAGGUGUACUGGUAAUUAUUUUCAAGGAGUAGAAAAAAUUGAAAUAGACGGUUACGUUUUCGGAAGCCAAAACCUUUUGACCAACAUGACUUGUGUAAUGUGUGCUUGUUGAUGGUUUUAGAAAUGUUUAUUUGUUUGUCACUGUGUCUUUUUCUGAUAUUUUAAUUUGUACAUACUGUAGUUCAUACGCACUGCCUUGAAGAUGCUUGAAUCUAUGCAUGGUGGAAGUUUUAAAUUUGUACACUCAUCUUGUAGUAUAUUUUGCAGUACAUUUUGUAUUUUGACGUGGAUUGUCCUGUGAUCAUUUUAAGUUUGAAGUAAUACAGUAAUAUUGUUCCUGUACAAUCCAACUUCAGCAAAUCUUACAAAUUUUACAAUUACAUGUACAUGUAGACUGUAUACAUUUGAACAUGAUGCUAGCCCUGUUGCUUGCAACUUCGUGUUUUCCAUUGGAGUUUUUGUUGAUCUUGUUUUAAGUGAAGUGUAUUUAAAUACAUGAAAUUAUCUGUCAUGUACAAUGUAGUGUUUUAGUAUCGUUUUAGUAUCUUAAUUACUUAGGCAAACAUAUAGGUAGCCUCUUGGACAUAUACAUGUAAUGUUUACAUCGUAUGAUUGGCAAGAUGUAAGCGAAGCAAACUUAGUUUCUCAAGCUUUGAACGUGUGUUUAAGACCUGAUAAAUACAUAUAGAAUGGACGCGACUAAUGCCCGAGCUCUCGACGACACGUGCCAAACUCGCCCUCACUGUUUCCAUCUAUAAUUGGCACGCAGUACCACCCCAGCUAUCUGCAUUCUUACCUAAUCUAACACAAUAACAAUGCAGUAGGCACAAAGCAGGAACUGUUGGAUAAAUUGCUUGUUGAUGAAUUGUUGAUAUUCUAUAAAGUAGCAGUUUAAUUGGGGAGUUUUAUGAAUUACAGUUAUAUAUGUGGUUAUUCCUCUUUUUCCAGUUAAAUUACUUUAUACAUUUCCUAAAAUGUAAGAUGACUUGCUGUAACAGUGUUGGUUGUUGAUUGAUGUCACUGCAGGAGAUCAUCAAAAGCGAUGCCAGUAAAAGUUCAUCGAAAAAUGCCUUGCUUGUUUGAAAAUGAAAACUCAGGUGUUACAACUGUCUAUUGUCCAAGAAAUCAUCUUUGUUGUGUUGUUGCCAAAUGAACGUUUCUCCCCUUGCCACCUGCAUGUUAACCGUAAAUCUUUAACAGGCUUGUGUUUCCGUAAACGAUGCGUUUUCCAAACAUUAGAACCGCGUUGAUAAGAGGGCUUCCGGACUUGCUAAAUUACCUUGUUUUAACGUGAACCUUGUCCGUGUACAUGUAUUAUCAAGAAAUGGUUAUUUUGACAAAUGAAGGAUUGGGACCUUGCAGUGUCCUUAUUAUAGGCAGAA
Molecule: messenger RNA, 2385 nt
Organism: Acanthaster planci (crown-of-thorns starfish)
Lineage: Eukaryota; Metazoa; Echinodermata; Asteroidea; Valvatida; Acanthasteridae
Source: RefSeq, a predicted model, not a curated record